Solanum tuberosum (potato) is the source of this 548-nucleotide messenger RNA. RefSeq names its product nudix hydrolase 2-like. NCBI's taxonomy places the organism in Eukaryota, Viridiplantae, Streptophyta, Magnoliopsida, Solanales, Solanaceae. Gene Ontology annotation, molecular function: NAD binding; ADP-ribose diphosphatase activity; NADH pyrophosphatase activity. The transcript is spliced from 5 exons. The record is from RefSeq and is a predicted model, not a curated record. The coding region runs from base 51 to 548 and encodes 165 amino acids.
AUCAAUCUCUAAUAUAUUUUGCUAAUUGUUGUUUGAAAAGCUCAGAAUUAAUGGAUUCCUUUGAAGAGGCAUCAAUUGACAUAAAAAUGGAGAUAUUUGAGGCAAUUGAAGAUAAUUAUGGAGGAGUUAUUGUGAACAUGAAGAAAGAGGAGCCUAUGGAUUUUCUUAAAUUUCAUUCUAUGCUCAAGGCUUCCAUUUCUCAUUGGAGGCUAAAGGGAAAGAAGGGUGUUUGGAUUAAGUUACCUAUAGAACUUGCUCAUCUUGUUAAUGCAGCAGUAAAGGAGGGAUUUUGGUAUCAUCAUGCAGAGGCAACAUAUUUGAUGCUUGUUUAUUGGAUUCCUCAUGAAAUUCCUCAUACUUUUCCUGCUAAUGCUUCUCAUCGUAUUGGUAUUGGUGCUUUUGUCUUCAACCAAGACGGACAGGAUAGAGAACAAUUUUCGAGUUCCGCUUACUUCAUUGUAUUUGCUCAGUCAGAGUUCAAAAUUCAGAAACCAUUGAAUAUUUACAUCAGUGAGCUUGGUUCUGCUUACUUGGCUUCCAGCCUUUAA